GGACAGCGCUCAGCAUCGCGUCUGUCCUCUUUGUCAUGCUGAACUCUGAGGACUGAGCACGCAUCCUCCUCCUCCUGAAACUUCAUCAAUGGGACACUAAAUAAAGCUAUUCGCUUCACAAGAUCUUAGAUGAUGGACUGGAGUUGUGUGGAUUACUUGUGGGCGAUUGUGAUGAUUUACCAGCUGUUUGGACUCUCAUUCUGACGGCACCCAUUCACUGUAGAGGAUCCAUUGGGUUCACUCUUUGUCUGGGUAAAUCUUUUUUCCAUUUCAACUACCCAGAGGAGGCUAAUCACAUGAACAACAUGCUGCCAGAAAAGACUGCAGGACCCACACUGUCCGUCAGUACGGAUGCAACAAAGUUUCAUUCAAAUGGCAGUACAUUGGUUGGAUCCAGCAUUCGUGGCACACGCUCCAAGGCGGAGCUUCAGGAGUUGAUGGAGAGCUUGCAGCGCAGGAAGUCCGCUCUGGAGGCCAGCUUAAAGGCUACUGCAGAUCGUGGUUACCUCACCUUGUCCCCACCUCCCAGUCCCCAGUCGGCAUCAUCCUAUCUACAGGACCGUCCACCCCUUUCUAUACGAGUCCCUUCUCCUUAUACACCCUCCAGCAGCUUGAGCAUGCCACCAUCACCUCAUCACUCAGAGCGGCCCAUAAGUCCAGUCCCAACCCACACUCGCGCCCGACACCAAUCGCAGGACAACUUGUUGCUUUGCCUCCCUUCGGAAGGGCGACAUCCUAACACUGCCAACUCGCUUCUUUCUAUGUGGAAUGGCUCUUCUUCAUCUUACAUGACCGAUGCUCAUCUUUCAUCUCGCCGUGGUCCAAGCGGGGCAGCCAGCAUGCCCUCCAGUCCUCGCUUGGGGCGCAGGCUGAUAGCAAGGGAUGGGGAGUCCACCGUUGACCCAUCGCUUCGCCAAAGGAAAUACUCCACUGGCUCUCUAAAUGGCCUGGGAGGACAUAGUCUCUCUCUGCCCAGGUUGUUUCGAGGAGAUGCCCCGGUGCUUUCUUUGCCACCCCGACGCACCACCAAACCACGCCGCAGCCUUCAAUACUUGGAGAAGCCUCCAGAUGUGACUGUGACAGCCAACAUGACUAGCAGUUCUCGCCGGGCCAGCCUCUGUUCCGUAGGUUCUGCCCCAUGUUUGGAUCUAGGAGUAGGAGAAAGGCGGCUGUCGUUUGGUAAAGGUGGCCUGGGGCCUGGCAUGGGGCCAAGGAGAGGCAGUAUCAGUUCUCUCAGUGGAAAAGAAGAACUCAGAGAUUAUCAUCAGAGACAAAGAGAUGAGAGACUACGAGAACAGGAAGUGGAAAGAUUGGAACGUCAGCGUCUCGAGACUAUCCUGUGCCUGUGCUCUGAGCUGGGCCGGUCUGAACUGUGCCGGAUGGAGACCAACUCGGGUGUCUCAGCUGUAUCGGACCUACAGAAGAUCAACCGAGAGCUGGAGAAGCUGCAGGUGUCUGAUGAUGAAUCAGUGUUCUCAGACUCUGCAGCAGUGUCUCUGGACAGCGGGUUUCUGGGUAAGGGUCGUGGAGAGAUCCUGACCCAGAGACAGCGCAGACUCAGUGGACACAGGGAGACCAGGCCCCAGUCACCCACCACCAGCCUGCGGAGCUCAGUACCUUCACCCUCUCCACACCUCCGCAGCAAGCAGCUGUCUGAAGACAUGCAGCUGAGACAGGAAGUGACACGUAUUGAAGAGGAGAGGAUUCAGGUGCUUAACAACAUCGAGGAACUUGAACAGAAGAUCAGAGAUCUAGACACACAGAUGGACGAGUCUAUCAGAGAGAUGGAGGUGGAGAGAGCUCUUUUAGACGGGGAGCAGGAGGCAGAAGUGGCUCAGCUGCAGAGCGAUAAAGAAAUGCUGGAGCAGCUCAACGAAAAAAUGGCCAACAUGGAGAAAAAUGCUAAAAAAAAUCAAACUCAGGACAAAGCCCUGUUGGAGGCAGAGAGAGUUAAAGUAGAGAGGCUAGCUGAGCUGAUCUCAGAGCAGAAGACCCAGUUGGACACCUGUCCUGAAGCACUGAAGGAGCAGCUCCAGAAUCAGCUAUCCAGGGACACGGAAGCUUUGGAAGCAGAAACGAAGCGUUUUGAAGAUCUGGAGUUUCAGCAGCUGGAAAAAGAGAGCCGUCAAGAUGAAGAGAAGGAGACACAGACGCAGCAACUCCUCAGAGAGAUUGCAGAAUAUCAGAGAUCUGUUGUCACUCGCAAGGAGCGGCUACUAACCCUGAAGAAGCAGUCGACCCAGAUUACCCAGCAGGCACAGCGGGAAAAGGAGAACUUUUUUAAGGAGAAGAGCAACCUCAUUUAUAUGCUCCAAAGGGAACGGGAAAACCUUGCAUCUCUGGAAAGGAAGUACUCUGAACUGACAGGUGGUCAAGCCUUUUCUCUCAACCCUGUGUCCAUGAAGGAGCACUUUCGCACUCUGGAGGAGAGGAGGCGGAGCAAUGGCAGUAAAGAGGGCGGAGUUCUGCUGAGUGACGGCGGAAUGUCCCGUAAAAGAGAGAGGCUGAGCUCCGGAACCUUAAACUCUCCCCUUAAUCACAGUCUGUCUCCCAAGGUCAGACAACAGAUACGGCACAUAGGAAAACCCCAUAUGCCACUGUCUCAAAGCUCUAGCUGUGGAAGUGUACUCCCCCGCACUCUGUCUGUCACCUCCCGUGACCUGGACACCCGCCGCCUGCUCAAGGUAGGCCAGCUGUUUUUGAACGACGAGAGGCAGAGAAUGAGUGAGAUGUCAAAUAGGACAGUUUCAGAGACCAACGUCUUUCUGGAGCCAUUCCACUACAUGGAUAAUGGACACAACUUUGACACAAUGAGUGUUGACAGUACCGAAAGCCUAGAGACCAGCAUUUCGGCCUGUUCACCGGACAACAUCUCAAGCGCCAGCACAGCUAAUAUGGCGAAGAUAGAGGAGAUGGAGCGCAUGCUAAGAGAAGCUCAAGCUGAGAAGAACAGGCUGCUGGAGCACAGGGAGCGAGAGAUGGAGUUGCGCAGGCAGGCUCUUGAAGAUGAGAGGAGAAGGAGGGAGGAAUUGGAGAGGAGACUGCAGGAAGAGACAAACCGACGACAGAAACUAGUGGAGAGAGAGUCUCGUCCUUUGACACGAUACCUCCCGGUGAGAAAGGAUGACUUUGACCUGAGAGGUCACAUCGAGGCAGCGGGUCACCAUCCUGAAACUUGUUUUCACCUGGCCAUCACAGAGAAGACCUGCAGGGGGUUCUUGGUCAAAAUGGGUGGGAAAAUCAAAACCUGGAAGAAGCGCUGGUUCGUCUUUGACCGCAAUCGAAGGACGCUAGCAUAUUAUUCUGAUAAACAUGAGACCAAAAUGAAGGGUGUUAUCUACUUCCAAGCUAUUGAGGAAGUGUAUUACGACCACCUAAAGAACGCACACAAGAGCCCAAACCCCUCUCUGACGUUUAGCGUGAAGACACAUGACCGGGUUUAUUACAUGGUGGCUCCUUCCCCAGAGGCCAUGAGAAUCUGGAUGGAUGUUAUCGUCACGGGAUCGGAGGGAUGUACGCAUUUCCUGGUGUGACAUUUAACAAGCCCAAAGUGACCUUCGCACUUCAGCUCGGCCUGCUGAAAGGGUCCUCAUUUCUGAAGAGGGUACAUUUCUUUGAUUCUCUUUUAUUAGUAGUGAGGGUGGCGUGAGUGUCGACUGUACGUUUUACAGACAUCCAUGACCUAGUUUGGAAAAACUGGUGCUUUACCCACUGCGUCCUGUCUUGAGUUUACAGAGGCAGCUUUAAGACUUCAGAGGUAUCAACUCUUGAAUUUUUCAUCCUGUUUUUUUUUUCAGUUCCGGGGUGAGACUUAGAACAGCUGUAAAUAUGAAAUCACUCACCAUUUUUACAAAUGUGCCAACUUAUAAUGAAGCUGGAUAUACCUCAAAGAUUAACCAAACACCAAAAGCAAACUGUUCCUGGAGUGCUAUACAGACAUCAGGGUAUCGUUCAGUACUUUUUUUUUUUUUUUAAAUGACCCUUGUAUCUCUGUACACUUUGUAUUAUUCCCUCAUUUACCAAGUGCCUUACAUUACAUCUGAUGAGAAUAACUAUAUAUUUAGCUAUAAGAACAGACUGUGGUUAUUAUAAGUGUUAUUUUGUAUCGACCAAUUGUGCCUCCCUGAUGCUCAGGAACUUUCCAGAAGGAAGAAUUUAGCACCAAAGACGAGCUGAAUUUGUGUUUCAGCAUGAUAUGAAUGUAGUAACUUGACACCAAUCACUUAAGGUGCCAUCUUUAAUAGACAAGGCUCUUGAUGAUUUAGCACAAAUGCAUAUUUUCAUAAGAUUUUAGAUUAGAAUCAUUGAUUUCUUGAUUGUGUGUUGUACUGCAAUUGACCAGCAGAGGGUUUUAUCUUUCAAUGAUAUUGAAAUGAUUACAGAAUUUAUUCACUGCAACAAUUUCAUUUGACCCUUAAGUUGAAAUUUGAGAUGUUAAAAGUUUAGUUUUAUUCCCGCUGAACAAAUCUAUAUGCAUGUCUGAACUUUUUGAUGUCAUUUUUGUUAUGUAAGAAUCGUUAUAUUUUCAUUUAUAAUAAUAAUAAUACAGUAAUUAUAUGAAUAUUGAUGUCAGGAUGUCAAAAAAAUGAACACAGGUGCUAUCUGACAGCAAAACGUUGUCUAGUUCAGUGGUUCUCAAGCAGUGUUGGGCUAGUUACUCAAAAAAAUUCAUAUUGCUCAUUACUAGUAACUCCUUUCAAAAGAAAUAUUAUUACAUUAGCAGGUAGAACCAACCAAACACUUUGAGAUUCGCAGUAGACAAAGUCAAAGCACUACUACACAAUUUACAUGUAACAUUAAUGUUUGUUUCUAUUCUUACUCCCUUCAAAAUGAUAAUAAUGGCUAUAUGAUGUGGGCUUCUCUAUCUUCUGACAAAGCUAGCUUGCUGCAUUGGUGACAUCACAUGCACACACGCAAGACAAUGAUUAUUAAAAUUAACAGGGUUGAUUGAAUUUUUGAAUUUCAAAUCAUUCGAUUGUGACAAAAGUAACUAGCUAUUGUAACUAGUAACUAGCCAUUUUUUGGAUGGUAACUGUAAUAUUAUUACUUAAAUUUUAUUAGUAAUUAGUUACACUAAUAGUUACUAGUAAAAGUAUUAUUACUGCAAUGUGUUACUAGUAACUAGUUACUGCCCAACACUGUUCUCAAGUGCUUUUGCUUCAGGAACCAGAUUUUCAGACACGCAGAUUUUGACGUCAAUAACAUGAUAUGGGAUGUGUUUUUUCAUAAACUUUUUUAUUUUACCAUCCAAAUGAUGUACUGUUUUAAGGGUAAUUGCAAAUAAUUUGCAUUGCUUUUCCCAUGCCUUCAUACCAGUUAAGAACCACUGAUCUUUGAAGACCAAAUUGUCUUCAUCAUUCUUGUUUUCAUUUAGUCUCAUUUAAAUCACGGCAUCGUUUCUGGCAAACACUUACAUUUUCGCCAACAAUUUAGGCUGUGAAAUGAAUUACUUUUAGUUUGCCAGCCAGUAGAUCAAUGCUGAUGUGCACUUUGCGACUAAACCAUUUUUAGCUAUUCUUUUUCCGAUUUCAUUCAGUAAACAAAACAGUACACUACAGGAUAAGCACAGCAAAGCAUUAUAUAGAUCAAAGUACUUAUUUAAAAUAUAUCUUUUAUAUUUUGUGUUUAUCAGUAUUUUCUUAAAACCAUUCAGUGUUUUUUAAAUAAAAGCAAUAUUCUUAUUGUAAGCAUGUUUUGAGAUCAUUAAAAAUGUGAACCAUAAUAAAAUCAUAUGUAUGAGUAAA
Messenger RNA from Carassius carassius (crucian carp), 5744 nucleotides. Its product is annotated as pleckstrin homology-like domain family B member 2. The coding region runs from base 297 to 3533 and encodes 1078 amino acids. Gene Ontology annotation, biological process: regulation of microtubule cytoskeleton organization. Gene Ontology annotation, cellular component: basal cortex. The transcript is spliced from 19 exons. NCBI's taxonomy places the organism in Eukaryota, Metazoa, Chordata, Actinopteri, Cypriniformes, Cyprinidae. The record is from RefSeq and is a predicted model, not a curated record.